CCCCACACAGAGCACCACCACCGGAGCACAGAGAGAGCUCGGGAGAGAGCAGAGCGCCACAGGCCGUCCGAUCCUCCGCGCGAAGCAGAUCAGAUGGCUCUCGCUCUCUCCGGCUCCUCCGCGCUCCGCGCCGCGCUGGCCUCGCUGGCCCCCGCCAGGGGCUACGCGGCGUCGGCGGCGUCCGGGGCCAUGCGGCGCGCGGCGGCCGCGGCGGAGGCCGCCGCCGCGGGGGAGGCCAAGGAGGCCGGGCGCGGCGCCGCCUCCGAGAUCUCCUGGGUCCCCGACCCCGUCACGGGCCACUACCGCCCCGCCAACUGGGCCGCCGCCGCCGACCCCGCCGACCUCCGCGCCGCGCACCUCGCCCGGGCGUGAGCCCCGCGCCCGCCCGCCCCCACCCGUCUGACAUAACAUACCAACAAAGGGGAAGGUGGGGUGGAGGUUCGUCUGGCGUCGUCGUCGGCCGCGCGCGCGAGCGCUCGCUCCGUCACGGCGGCGGGCCGGCAUGGCCGGGAAGUCGUCUCGGUUGGUCGCUGUGGGACGCUCGACGCCGCUGCAUCAUCUCGGCCUCGGCCAAUCGGGAGAUACGGUACAGGGAGGAGCGGAGGAGCGGCCGCUGGUCGCCGUGGCGUGCGUGCGUGCGUGGUGUGGGCUGGACGCCCUGUUCUAGCUUCUCGCUUGUGCUCUCCUACCAGAUUCGGAUAUAUACUACUACGCUGCGGAGAGCGAGCAGGGUUUCGCUGCUGUUCUACGUUUUGUUA
Messenger RNA from Panicum virgatum (switchgrass), 758 nucleotides. RefSeq names its product protein SENESCENCE-ASSOCIATED GENE 21, mitochondrial-like. Gene Ontology annotation, cellular component: mitochondrion. NCBI's taxonomy places the organism in Eukaryota, Viridiplantae, Streptophyta, Magnoliopsida, Poales, Poaceae. Gene Ontology annotation, biological process: response to stress. The record is from RefSeq and is a predicted model, not a curated record. The transcript has a single exon. The coding region runs from base 94 to 372 and encodes 92 amino acids.